Solea solea (common sole) is the source of this 4288-nucleotide messenger RNA. RefSeq names its product protein phosphatase 1, regulatory subunit 21 (gene ppp1r21). Gene Ontology annotation, cellular component: membrane; early endosome. NCBI's taxonomy places the organism in Eukaryota, Metazoa, Chordata, Actinopteri, Pleuronectiformes, Soleidae. The record is from RefSeq and is a predicted model, not a curated record. The transcript is spliced from 22 exons. The coding region runs from base 597 to 2957 and encodes 786 amino acids.
CGGCUCUCAUUCGAGGAGGAUUUUGCGGGUUAGAGGAUGACAACGAUCCUCCGGAUGAAUUGUUCAUUAGAGCAGUUUCAGUAGAUUAGCGGAGCCUCCACUCACUUUUUAAUGGGAUUUACGGAGGCAGAUGGUUUCCCGGCUGCUGUCAGAUAACACGGAUCUCGCCUACAUGUGUAUAAUUCGGUGUCGCGAUUUGUUUUGCUACAUAGCUAGUUAGCGUUUUUGGCUAAUCAGCUAAGCUAACAGUCACAACUGCUUGUGCUAAUUUGAUUUUUUUUUUUAAGUAGCGUUGUCAAUACGCUGCUUAACGUAAAACAAAUGAUAGACUGUCGCCUCUUUCUCCGGGACCUCAUGGACGUCCCCUUGUCACAAUGUGGUCGGUUUUACCCAGUGACGGAACACGCUUCUCUAAAGUAGUUGAUAACAACUGUGAGCUAGCAUACUUAAAGUAGCUACAGCCGGUUGGCGUUAGCGUCAACAUCUCCAACAGUGGACUGUGAAGGUGUGGACAAGAACAGUUGAGCUAACCGGUUCCUGUUUUAGGAUAACGCCGUCCAGCAUCGGGUGUUAGGAUCAGGAUAUCGCCUGCUCUGAUGAUGGCUAACGUUACAGACCUGCAAACUAAGUACAGCAAGCUGGCGCAGGAGUAUUCUAAGCUCCGUGCCCAGAAUCAGGUGUUGAAGAAGGGAGUUGUGGAUGAACAGGCAAACUCUGCCUCACUAAAGGAGCAACUUAAGCAGAGGGACCAGAGCCUGAGGAAACAAGAGCAGGAGAUGGACAGUCUCAGCUUCAGGAACCAACAGCUGGCCAAGAGAGUUGAGCUGCUGCAAGAGGAGUUAGCUGCUAGUGAAGCAAAGGGCAAAAAGGGAAAGAAUAAAGGUGAUUCUCCGUCACAGCAUGGCCUACAGACUCAGAAUGUUUUUGAUGAGGACCUGCAGAAAAAGAUAGAAGAAAAUGAACGACUCCACAUUCAAUUCUAUGAAGCAGAUGAGCAGCACAGAAGGCAGGAAGCUGAGCUGAAGGCAAGACUAGAGGAGCUGGAGAAAGACUCUGAGCAGCAUCAAGCUGUUGUGGAUGAAUUCACCACCAAGUACAUGGAAACAACAACUCGGCUGCAGAGUGACAAGGCACGCCUGGAGGUGAAAGUGCAGACUCUGGAGAGGGAAUCAAAAGAGUGCAGAAUGCGAACAGACGAGUGUCAGCAGCAGCUGAGGCGGUGCCAGUCAGAGCUGAAUAGACAGGUGAAACAGAGCAGCAGUGUGAUCCAGGAGAAAGUGCCCUUCAAUGACACAAAAUUUAGUGACUACAACAGCCUCAAUGUACCACCACACAAUCGAAAGCACCAGAUUAAGUCCCGGGAUGUGGCAGGUCAGGCUCUGAGCUUUAUUCAGGAUCUGGUUGCUGCUUUGUUAAACUUCCACUCCUACACAGAGCAAAGAGUACACAUUUAUCCCCUGGACUCUUCCAUUGAGCCCAUCUCCCCUCUCAACCAGAAGUUUUCUCAGUACCUACAUGAGAAUGCAGCCUUUGUGCGCCCCCUUGAGGACAGCUUUUUGCAGUUACACCAAAGCAUCACAGAAGACACAGUCACAGUAUUGGAGACUGUGGUCAAACUGAAGAGCUUUGCUGAUAUUUUCUCCUCAUACACCCACUUUCUGCAAAAGAUUCUCCCCUACCAGCUGAAAAGCCUUGAAGAAGAGUGUGAGGCAACGCUUUGUACUGCUGCCCUCACUGUGAAAAAUCAGGAGCUACAGAGCGAUAUGAAGAAAGUUACUUCUGUGUUUGAGAAACUGAAGAACUACAUAAAUCUUUUGGCUUUACCUAGUGUUCAGCAGGAUGCCAUGCCACAGAGCAGCACGUCAGCUGUCUUCACCCAGCUGGCUGCCUGUCUGCACAGUCUCCACGAUGCUGUUAAAGAGAUGUCAAAGCACUACAACCAGAAGGCCAGCUUAGAGCAGGAGCUCCCUAAUGUCACCCAGAAGCUGUGCACCACCACAGAGUGUCUCCUGGGAUCGCUGGGCUCUCUGACUAACAGCACUGGCAAGAUAGCCACUUUCUUCAGCAACAACUUGGACUUCUUCACGUCCUCGGGCUACGGUCUCAAAGGCAGCACACUAGCCCUCAACCCCUUGCAAGCUGAGAGCAUGCUGGCCAACAAAAAGAAAGCAACUGCCUAUAUUCAUGCUAUCACACAGCCCAGGCCACAGACUGUUCCAUACAGAGAAGCCCUGUCAAACCGCCGCAUACUUACCAGUUCCACUGAGAGUAGAGAGGGUCUCACUCAACAGGUGCAGCAGAGCUUGGAGAAGAUCACUCGGCUGGAGCAGGAGAAGGAGCACUGGCUCCUGGAAGCUCAGCUGGGGAAGGUGCGGUUGGAAAAGGAGAACCAGCGCAUCACAGAUCUGGAAGCACAGCUCACAGCUGUUCUUGGAGGAAGUCUGAACGUACAAACGCCUGGAAACAACACCGUUGCACCAAGCCACGAGGAAGCAGAGAUGGAACAUAAAAUGACAGGGAAAGAGACGACGCUGUGCACCAGCCUGGUUGGCAUGUUGUGCACCACACCUACAGUUGAACAUGUGGGAGAUGAGGUGUCCAGGGAGCAGCUGAUAAAGACUCACUACAUGGCCAGAGUUGGAGAACUCACUACCCAGCUCCAAAUCUCAGACAGCAAAGCUGUGCACUUUCACUCUGAGUGUCGAGCCUUGGCCAAGAGAUUGGCCAUCGCAGAAAAGUCACGGGAGACUCUGAGUGAGGAAGUCAAACUGGCGAAUCAGAACAUCACGCGCUUGCAGGAUGAGCUAACUACCACUAAAAGGAGCUAUGAAGACCAGCUCAGUAUGAUGAGUGACCACCUAUGCAGCAUGAAUGAGACUUUGAGCAAACAGAGAGAAGAAAUUGACACGCUCAAACUGGGGAGCAAGGGAAACGCCAAAAAGAACAAAGGUCGCUAGAGCUGCCCUCAAAACUCUGGUUCCAUGUGGCAUCACUAAGAGCACUUUUGAAAGAUGAGCUGGACUGUGGAGCGGCAGCAUCCUGUUUCCAACACGACCACUGUUCCCAAACCACAGGAUGGCUACACAAGCCUCAGAUUCCUCUGUUGACAGUGGCAAGAGAAAUGAGCUGCAUGGAGGUUCUGUCUCGGCACCACUUAUAACACAAUUUGGUAUAAAAAAAAAAACUCUUUCUUAAACUGCACCGGAAGCUGUUGCUUGACCAUUUGGUCAAAGAAAAACUGAUUUCCUCAAAAGGGAAAAAAGGAAGACAAAUGCUGAAAUCGAGACUUGAAGACCAAACUCUGUUCAUCAGUGUGUGGACUUUUCCUGCUUAGCAUACAUGUGAGAGAAAAUGCAACUGGAUUUCCACAGCUUUAUUUGUGGGAGCAGGUUAAAAAAAAAAAAAAGUGAAUGCAGGUGUUGCUGUAUGUGCUGGUAUGUGACUGUGACACCAGGCGUUACAGCAUUUAAAUAAUGUUUAAUACUCACCUUUUUUUAUCAUAUUGAAGUGGUUUCAUGAGCCUGUGUGUCUACAUGGGUGAGAAUACUCUUUUAUUACACACUUGACAACCUCAUAAAGGACUAGCUGAAUGAACAAAUAAUAGUCACACUUGAAUUCAUUCCAAAUUUUUUGAAGACAUUUCACUUGUUGGGGGAAGUGAAGAAUAAAGGAGAAAAGAAAUCUGAUUAACUGUGCUCACGGUUAAGAUGGACAAGUCGUAGCUCGUAAAGUCGUGUCAUUCUUUCUGUGUUAAAGUCCUUUUAUCACCAAAUAAGUGUGGAAGUGCACUGGUGUGGUGAGAGUCUCUACAUGUAUGUCAUAAUAUAUAUAUAGAUUAAAAAGGUUGUUGUGAAUAUUCACUCAUUUCAAAUCCUAAAAUAAUUGUACUAUAUAAUUUUAAAAAAAUAUAUUCGAAAAAGGCAUUUAUUUAUAGAUUACUUUUCUUUAUUUUACACAAUAUUGGGAAAACUAAGUCUUCAGCUGUAAGCCUGGUUUGAUGUUGUAACUGGUGCUUAGGCACAAGUCAUAAGUUUACAAUAAAAUAGCUCUCUGGCUUGUAGCAACAUGAGAUCAAUUAAAAGAAAAGCAUCACAGUGGUUGAGUAUUCUAAUCUCUUGUUUGCCAGUCCACACCUGCCAGGAAACCUUUGACCACCAAGAUUUGUCAACGCCCUCUGACCUGAUUUAAAAAAAAAAACAACCAAUAUUACUUGUAUUCUCAAAGUGUAACCUGUUGAAAAGCACAUAUAAAUAUGUGAAGCAAAAAUAAAGAGCCUGCUCAACACUUA